Molecule: messenger RNA, 2527 nt
Organism: Apis laboriosa (Himalayan honeybee)
Lineage: Eukaryota; Metazoa; Arthropoda; Insecta; Hymenoptera; Apidae
Product: protein transport protein sec31-like
Exons: 3
Coding region: 128-502 (124 amino acids)
Source: RefSeq, a predicted model, not a curated record
CGAAAUCGCAAGUUGGUGCUACAUAUAUAUAAAACAUACAUAUAUAUCGUGUUACAAUGGUGCAGUGUCGAUUGCUGUUUGGUAGCGGGAUCUACAAAUACUAACUCCUGUGCUUCCAGGAGGCACGAUGUUGCCGCCGCCACCAGUCGCAAUAUUUCCACCUGCGGCUGCAAUGCUACCACGUGGACCACCACAAUUUGCAGCACAUUAUCCGCCUCCAAUUUUUUAUUGGCCUUAUCCUUCGCCACCAGUUAGUCCAACUAAUUACUAUAACCCAACAAAUGUUGGUGGUAUUGCGGCGAUUCCUCAGCAAGCAGCUUUGUUAACUCCAGCGGAAUGUUUGCAAUUAGCACCAGGAGCGACUGUACCUGCUACAAAUACACCAACCGCAGAACCACGCAUUGAAGCUUUUCUUCCACGAAUGGAUUUAGAAAAACGUGUUCCUGUUCCUGCACCUUCUCAAGCAGAAUGCAAUCCGUUCGUCGAAGUAUUUAUGGUUUGAUGAUCGUUUGAUCAAGAUUCAUAUGGCAAAUUUAUCUUAAAUAUUCUGCAGCACGUUCGAUCAUCGGCAGAAUUGAGUAUAUAUAUCUUUCAGCCUCGCACGACAGAAACUGAUUUCCUACUACUUGCAAAAAAAAAACGUACGUAUACUUAUGAUAAGAAGAAUGUUCUUGUCUAAAACGUCGAGGAAAUUUGUGAAACAAGAUCUCGAGAAGUAUCCAGAAUGAUGACAGGAUUCAUAUAUUUUUCUUAUCUUCGAAAGAAGCCUUUCCCAAUUCCCACCCCAUAAAUGUAACGUGUCUCAAUGUGGCACGUUUCUUUCUAGUCUAGAGGCAGAUGCAAGUCGUCGUAGCAUAACACAGUGAUGUCGUUUCUUUCUUAUCGUUUAUUUCAGUUCCUCUGGAACAGAAUGUGCACAGCACGUUUUCUAUUUUCUUGAUCCCUUCAUUUUUUUCUUUAAAGUUUUGACUUUAUUACUCCUUCUUUAUAUUUCUUUUUCUUUUCAUUUCAUUCAGUGCUCUAUGAGUCAAGUAUCAGAGCGCUACAUUCCUGGAAAUAAAGAAUCACGAUCGAGCAAUAUCGUUUGGUUGUGUAGAUUUUCAAUUAUUUUAAAUAGGUCUAUAGAAAAUGAAUGACCACAAUGUAGAUUCGAUAUUCAAAAUUCGAAUAAUAAAUUUGAUGAAAAUCAUAUUAAUAAAUACUAAUUCGCAAUGAUUUAAUGCUUUCACGAUUCGGUGAUCACAUUAUUAUCAAAAUCGAAUUAUGUGGCUGUUUUUUUAAAAAAAAUAUAUUCCAAUGUUUUACUAACAUUGCUAAUUUUAUUAAGAAUUUAAUGAUUCAUUGCUAAUAAUAAUGUAUAUUUUUUACUGACUUGCUAUUUAAAACAUAAAUGUUUAUAUAUCAAAUUUUAUUACUCUACUAAUCAGAGGAAUUUUAUUUGUCAGAUAGCAGUUUCAUGCUUCAUUAUUAACAUUACUUGCGUGACAUUAAAUAAUCCUAAUAAAAUUAACUAUAAUGUUGGCGAAAUGUGUUCGGAAUAUGUAUUUCGAUUUUGACAAUUCUGUUUGUAACAUUGUGGUUUCGUAUAUCAAAUUAAAGUUUUAUGUUUGAUCACAUUGACCAUGUUAAUCUUUUUCGCUUAACAUGAUGAAAGUGAUCGAAGAUAUUAAAAAAGAAAAAAACAAAAAAAAAAAAGAAAUAAAAUUACUAGCGAAAUAGCGUUUUUAUUUUUUAGAAUUUUACUUAAUUUAAUUUAAAGUUUUAAUAUGAAAUUUAAUAUAUACCCUAUCUCUGAUUAUUCAAACGAGAUACGUUAUUAUCGUUAAUUCAUUGUAAAGAUUCAAAUUUUAUUAUACUGAAUAAGUUAUUUGCAAUUCCAAAGUGUCGUUUCAUGUUAGCUUUCGGUUCAUUGGUUUAUUUGAAUCGCUGUAGGAGGCUACGAAUCGCACGAUAAUGCGGUUUUAUAGUUAUUUUUCAUUGAAUCUGCUAUAAAUAUUACAAAUAUUUCACGAACAUUUUCCGUUAAAAUAUUAUUACUGCCUCGAUUUUUAAUAUCGAUUCAUUCUUAUAAUCGAUUUUACUUGUAUGUAGUAAAAUACAUAUUUAUAAUUAUAAUUCUUCUACAGUGAUUUAUUAUAUGAUACAUUUGUGUUAUUAAUUGUUAAACUAUUAGAUUGAAAACAUUAAUACCUGAGAUUUACUGAUCGCUCAAUUACAUAAUUUGUUUAUACAAGAUGCUUCGUAGCAAAUGAAAAAUAUUCUGGAAAUUCAGCAUCAUUCGGUAUCUAAAACAGUGAAAAAAUUUAUAUAAACAUGAAUAUAUAUUAAUAUAUAUUAAUAUAUAUAUUAAUGAAUAUAUGAAUAUAUUUAUACAUACUUGAUUUUGUUUAUGAGUUGAGUUGUAUAAUAUUUGUAAAAUAUCAUUCAUUUGUAUUUUAAAUAUGUUUAUAUAAACUUUUUAAAAUUUUUUAGAGAUUGAAUCAAUUUUCGAAAAUUUCCUCCUUUAUUAUGGGACAUUCUGUAUAAU